This is a messenger RNA of Homarus americanus (American lobster), 4908 nucleotides long. RefSeq names its product metal cation symporter ZIP14-like. The record is from RefSeq and is a predicted model, not a curated record. Gene Ontology annotation, biological process: intracellular zinc ion homeostasis; zinc ion import across plasma membrane. Gene Ontology annotation, cellular component: membrane. The coding region runs from base 980 to 2623 and encodes 547 amino acids. Gene Ontology annotation, molecular function: zinc ion transmembrane transporter activity. Lineage: Eukaryota; Metazoa; Arthropoda; Malacostraca; Decapoda; Nephropidae. The transcript has 11 exons.
UCGAGAAGAUUCGGUGCUUGUAGGGGAGGAAUCCACUCCAAUACGUAUUGCACCGUGGAAGGUGCUAUUAUAGCGUGCGGUCAAGAAGAUAUUUUGGUUAGAUUAGACUAGACUACAGGUAUCUUUGUAGACGACACGCUAUAGUAGCACCUUGUGGAAAAUAUGGAGUACAAAUUAUUGCUCUUUCUGUAACUUUAUUUGUGAAGUACUGUAAAUGAGGGAUGCAUACCUCCACUUCAUCCCCUACUGAUUAGAAUUUUAUCGAGGUCACUGUACAGCUGAAACUACUAUGAAUGAAGGUGAUUAUGCGGUGGUUAUAUAAUUCUUAAAUGUAGCUUAUCUCAGUUAACUCUAUGGAGCAGUGUUUGCUGAUUUGUUUAUACAUCCAUAUACUAUAACUGUGUUCACAAUUAAAAAAAAAGCAAGCUUAUUUGGACGAUUCCACUAUUAUAAAGGAUAUAAAACCGGUUAUAUCUUACGAUUGUAAUAAAUUUCCGGGCGACCUUCAAUUUCCUCGACAAGUUUCAAGGUUAAGAGUGAAAAUAUCUGAGACUUGUGACUGAAACAUAAACACGGCAGACGAUGCUGUGUAUCACCUGCUGAACAAGAUAACUGCCUAGUUAUAAAUCCGAAAGUUAAUUCAUAUAUCCGACUCGUUAAAAUAAAUUAUGUAAGAUAUAUAAAUAUUACGUAAACAAAAGGAAAGGUUAAAGUUGAAGAUUCUCCUCUUAAAACGUAGAAUUAUGAGUGAUUUAUUGGAAAUUUUGUAUACAAUUUUGGGUAGUUAUGAUCAGCUGGAGAACUUAAUGUCUACCUUGAAUCGUGGCAGACUAGUCGAGUGAGGACACUGACACGUCUCCACACCAGUUAAUCCAUGACAUGUGCUAUUUGAUCGAAGCACACACACCGAGCACUGACUGACCUCCACUCCCUCCUCUUGAAUGUUACACAGGUUAAAGACAGCAAAGAAGAGUAAACAAUGCAACCACAACAGAAUCUUUUAAGAGUAAUAGCAAGUGGGCUGUUGUUAUGUAUACCACGAUUCUCUCUGACUGCGGAGGUUAAACACAUCACACACUGGAAUGCUGACUGGGGACCACAGCCAGAUAAUGUCACAGACUUCACUACUUUUCUAUGGUAUGGAUAUUCUUCUAAUAAAUUUAAUUUUACACAAGAGGAUUUUAAAGCAUUUGUAGAAUGCACGACAGGCAGACGACAAUGCCCAACAAUUGACAAAGAUCUACCCCUGUCAAAACUGACAGACUGUAAUGUAAACAGAGCAUUAUCCCCAUCUCAGUGCAACAUGUUAAAAGCAUGCACGGACGGUGAGUUGCUGAAAAUGUACGGCAUUGAGGACAAUAAUCUGAGUGUGGACGACUUGCAGACUCUCCUGCCACUUGUUUUGUAUCGGUCUCAGCUCAACUAUAAUUGUGACAAGGAAAAUUCUAUUACACAGACCAUUAGGAAACCCAAACAGUCAGAAGUGUGGGGUUAUGGGCUUCUGUUUGUGACGCUCAUAUCUGGGUGUUCUUUGGCUGGGGUUUCGGUAUUGCCGCUAAUGGCUCAUACAUUUUACCAGCAACUGUUAACACUCCUGGUUGGUCUGGCUGUAGGUUCUUUGGCAGCUUCAUCACUCUUCCAUCUCCUGCCUCAGGCUUUCAAAUUGAGACAGAAGAAGGCUUUCCACCUGAAAGAGGCUAAAACUGGGCCUCAUGGCUAUUUGUUCAUAUCUCUUCAUAUUCUACUGGGGACCUGGUGUUUCUUCAUGAUUGAACGUCUAAUCAAAAUCAUCUUAACUCAUCAUGCUUUAAAGGAGGAAAAGAAAAAAUUUCCUACAUCACGUUCUGAUCAAGCCAUACUUAAUGAAAAUGGAUCUGAGCAACAGUCAUCCAACAAAGUAGAUAUGAAUGGUGCAAUAAGCAACUACAAACAAGGAUCACUUAGUACAACUGAGAGCUUCGAGGGUUCUGAACUUGCGUCUCAUGAUGGUGGAUGUGGGCAAAAAAAUAUUGAUCUGAUUUAUGCAUCACAGGAACAGGCAAUUAAAGCGUCAUUUGGACACAGUGAACGACCACAGAAUACACACUCCCACAACUACGCCGAAGAAUUCAAACAAGGUGAAGACUCUGUCAUUAAAACUGUUGCGUGGAUGAUCAUCUUUGGAGAUGGAUUUCAUAAUUUCAUUGAUGGAGUGUCCAUUGGAGCAGCAUUUUCUGAAUCAAUAUUAACAGGAAUUUCCAUAAGCUUGGCAGUUAUGUGUGAAGAACUACCACAUGAAUUAGGUGACUUUGCAGUACUCUUGAAUGCUGGUAUGACCAUGAAACAGGCUGUUUCAUAUAAUUUUUUGUCUGCUACAACCUGUUAUCUUGGUCUUAUAUUUGGCAUAUGUUUAGGAGAGUUUACACAGGACACCACGGCCAUAUUUGCCUUGGCAGCGGGGAUGUUCCUCUACAUAGCUCUGGUGGACAUGGUGCCAGAGAUGAAUGAGGUUGCCAACAAAGCAGCAGAAGAAGGUUGGAAGAGUGCAGUUAUUAUUCUCUUGCUCCAAAACCUUGGUAUAUUUAUUGGCGUCGCAUUGCUCUUCAUUCUAGCAUAUUUCCAGGAUGCUAUGGUUCUUGACUGACAAUGCUCUUAGGACCUGUUAUGUAAACAAUUAUCUAAGAGGUUUGUGUGUUUCUUCUUCAGUAUAUCAAGGUUAAUGUUCCAUACUUGAUUGACCUUUAUGUCACUUUUGAUUUUAUAUGUUUAUUUUCGAAUUCACAUUUGAAGAUUAAUAAUUUUUAUUACAAAUACAGUAUUGAACUUCUGUGUUGUACAGGUAUUGUAUUAUUUCAUUAUCUUUCCCUAAUUGUAUGUAUCAUUUAUGUUUGGAAUGUCACCAAUGGGAGAGUAACCAAAGACUGCCUUAUAGUGUUAUUGUUGUCAUGGGAAGUGAGAUAAUUAGAAGGGGCUCAUACUGUGUGUUCAAGGAAGUAAAGAUCUGGUAUUUUUUAUAGACAGUAGAACCUCACAUGUUUAUGUACCAUAUCGUAUUGACCGACAUUGUGAUCAAGUUGACAAUUUGCCAACUUAAAAUGUAUGGUAGCUUAUAAUAAGGGCAGCUAGGGGGUAUGAACAACACUAUACAGGUACUGUAUAUACACAGUAUUUAUGAACCAUAAUUAUUAGUUAUACAUUAAAUUACGAUAUGACGAAGGGGCCACUGACCCUAGUGAAAAAGAUGGUCCCUGAGGCUUGAGGGCCUAGUGUGGUACGUGCAGCAGAGAAUACUACCUGAGCCUGACAGCCUAUUAGAUGUAGUAAAGAUGCACCACUUAAGCCUUUGUUAUACAAGAUGAGCCUACCACCUUCACUGGCUCCUUUAUAAAGUUAAAUACCCAUUCACAGCUGUGUUGGCUUCAUUUGCCCUGGGCAUACCAAGAUGGUGGCUGCAUGGGUCACAUAUGUUGCGGCAGUGGCGACGUCUCUGCCCUCAGCAGCAACUCUGUCAUUCUUUAUGUUCCCUUCCAUGUUUUAUCAACUUCUGUUGGUACGCCUCUUCUUAGGAAGCUUUGGGUAGGCUUGUACAAUAAAGCUGCAGAAAUAUUGUUUGUAAGAUAGGCAGAGGGAUCUCAAGCAUAGAUACACUGAGGCGUCCCACCUAGCUCACUCUUGACUUCAUCAGUCAAGCUGGAGAGCAGAUGCCGUUCGGUGUAGUUAGUUAUUUUUUAUGUACUGUAUUGUAUUUAAAAAAAUUGCAUAAUUAGAUACAUAAUAAUAAUAAAAACACAGCAAUUAGAAAAUGGAGAUUUUUGCAAGUAGAGGCGCUCAAAAUUGGUUUAUAAAAAUUUAUUAUUUUGUCAGGGAAAAAAUUGCUGCAUGACAUCCAAACUUUCAUAUAGCACAGGAAUGGCAUGAGGCUAGACUUGUAUUUUCUGCAUUUCCAUAUGUUUUCUUGUAAUAUUCUAGGCAGAGGGUCUCCUUAAUGUUUUGUUAAAUAUUUUCAUGGGUAUUUAUUUUAUUUUUUAUUUUUUUGGUGAAUUUUGGUGAAAAUGGCAGUGUUGCAUUUUUAGAAGUAUCAUAAUACAAGUCAGAUAAUAGUGAAGUAAAAGUAAACUAAAUCAUAGUUCAAAAACUUGGUACAUGAAAUUGUGAAGGUUCUACUGUAGAUCUUGCUGAGAACUGUUAGAGAAUAUUAUGGAAUAAUUUUAAGAGAUUUUGUAAUUAUAUCGUAUUCUCCCUCCUUGAAUCACUUCUUAGUGUGUCAAAUGAUCUUAAUCUUCAUACUACUUAAAUGAGGAAAACUUGAAAUAAUACUCGUGAUAUACAGUACAGUAUACAGUAGAUUGUUUACUGGUGUCGCAUUUAAGAGUGUUGUUGUAUAUUUUAUUUGAAACGUCUCCCUGAUUUAAUUUAGUGCUCCCACAUAUGUUCUGAGAGAGGAUUUACUGUAGUCACUAUUUUGUUCACCUGUCUGUUGUCUGUGCAGCUGCCUCAUAUUUCAUGUCAAAUCGAUAAUUUCAUGCCCAUUGAAGAAAUUCAAAUGAUGCUGUACCCCAAUGUGUGGCACACCAAAUUCUGGAUGAAAUGUUAGAGGUCAAAGGCAUGGGCGAGGGGUUCAAAGGUCAGUGGAAGAAAAAUUGUGUGAGUGAGUAAGCGAGUGAGUGAUAGGUGUGUUUGUGUAAUAUAUUAUGGUUGCAUAUAUUUUAACUCCUGAAUAUAUACUGCAUAUGUAUGUAUAAAAUUUGACAUUUUUUUUAUAUAUUGCUAAACCAUUGUAUCUCAUUUUUAUCUGUAAUGUUACUUUGACUUAUUGCCCUCGUUCAAAGGUAUACCGGUACAUGUUAUAAUAUUCUUCAAUUUUAUAAGUGUUUUUGGUAUGAAUAUAACCUUACUCAAGUAGGUAUCAAUAUAUUCUGAACUAUUUUA